Molecule: messenger RNA, 1786 nt
Organism: Vombatus ursinus (common wombat)
Lineage: Eukaryota; Metazoa; Chordata; Mammalia; Diprotodontia; Vombatidae
Gene: CCDC184
Product: coiled-coil domain containing 184
Exons: 1
Coding region: 1-561 (186 amino acids)
Cellular component (GO): cytoplasm
Source: RefSeq, a predicted model, not a curated record
AUGGAGGACGGACCGCUGGAGAUCCUGACCAAGGACGGUGACCUCCCGGGCCCCCUGGAGGUGUCCUCGGUGCCUGCUGUGGGGGACGUGAUCUCGGGCGAGUACAACGGCGGCAUGAAGGACCUGAUGGAGCACCUGAAGGCCCAGCUGCAGGCCCUGUUUGAGGACGUGCGGGCCAUGCGGGGGGCCCUGGACGAGCAGGCCUCGCACAUCCAGGUGCUUUCCGACGACGUGUGCGCCAACCAGCGGGCCAUCGUCUCCAUGUGCCAGAUUAUGACCACCGCGCCCCGCCAGGGCCUGGGCGCGGCCAGUGGCCCCGACGGAAGCGACCGGGGCUCGCCGGGAGCUCCCGACACCCCCCCUCCCAAGGAGUGGGGCUGUGGCUCGCAGGAUCCCGGGGAGGAAGGGAAGGAGGUUCCCAGUCCGGCCACACCCACUAAUCACUGUGAGAGCCUGGAGAACCCCUGUGCUUGCCUGCUGGAGGGGGACGGGCCACUCAUGGAUGCCCACGACCUGCCUGACGUAGCCCUGCUACAUCUGGAGGGGGAGAACUCAAUGUAAGGAGGCUCCAGCGGGGGGCAGUAGCUCCGAGGCACGGUUUUGGGUUUUUGGUGCAUGAUGAUGAGGGAACUGGACAACUCGGUGCAGCAUGCUUCACUUGGGUGUCUGCUGUGGGAUGCUAGGCAGAGACUCCUCUAAAGAGGAACCUGUGAUGAACGGGAUCAUCAUGGAUUCUUCCUGCCUAACAGACAGAAUGACUGGCAAAGAGGCUAACAGGGAAAGGUGAAAUGCAAGGGAGAGGAAACCAUUGGGCAUCUCUGGACUCCCGUCCAUACUAACCCUGCCCUUGCCCCCCGCCAAUACAAGAGCCCCUGAAUUGUGUAAAUAAAAUUCUGCUUUUCAUAUUCUGAAGAUGUACUCCUUAGGACUGAGGCAAAUUAGAUCCCUAGAGAUGUAUAUAGAAAUUAAGGAAUUGGGGCUUUUGUUUUGGCAGCAAGAAACACCCCUCUGCUGAAACCCACUGACAGUGCUGCUGCCAAAGCCCCUUACCCCAGUACAGAGAUCUCUACACCUUCUUGUUGGUUAAGGAAGCUUGAGGAAUGAACUGCAUGCAGCCCAGGGAGUGUGAAUGAAGGGGGUUCCAAAGGCAUCUGGGCUAAAAGGCAAUGGCUCUCAAUGUGCAUGAAGAUUUGUUAGCUCAACUUUUAGGAUAUUGCAUGCUGAGAAGAUCCUGCUUUGUUAUGACUUCUCCUGGGAUUGCAUAUCAUUGGGGUUUUAGGAACAAGGACCCCAGAUCCCAGGCAGAGACUUGGGAACUCGGAGACACAGGGAUGCUCAGCAACAGCAGUCUUGGGGUGCUCCUGGGGGCUCUUGGGUACCACAGCCAAGAUCUGUCUCUCCUGGCCAGAUUUGCUUAACUCCAGUUCCUUUCCUUGCCAAAAUUUCCCCUCUUGUAGCCAGCCACUCUGUGUUGCCUCCAUGAUGUCCCGUGUUAUGUUAUAUGUGACCACUGUGUUGUAGUGUGUGAGCCCCGAGGGACAGAGUUUGUGGUUCACAUGUCUGGUUCAGAGGGUUUGAGACCCCUUUGUGAGCCCCACACUAUCAUGACGCUUCCCCCCAACCCCUUCAGGGCAUGGAGCAUGUGGUUGUCCUGGGGUUCUGUAAAUGAUGUGCUGCUUUCCUUCCCCUUACAAGUAGUGACUCUGUGUGCCCUAUCCCCUGCUCCUGUGUACCCUUUUUUCUUAGUGCUUUCCUCAAUGUUGACCUUAAUAAUAAAGAGGCGUCA